This is a messenger RNA of Macadamia integrifolia, 1555 nucleotides long. Its product is annotated as U-box domain-containing protein 28. Gene Ontology annotation, biological process: protein ubiquitination. The transcript has a single exon. Gene Ontology annotation, molecular function: ubiquitin protein ligase activity; protein binding. Bases 151 to 1407 code for a protein of 418 amino acids. NCBI's taxonomy places the organism in Eukaryota, Viridiplantae, Streptophyta, Magnoliopsida, Proteales, Proteaceae. The record is from RefSeq and is a predicted model, not a curated record.
CCUCCCCACUCUUCAUAAUCCCUUCCCUCUUCUUCCCUUCUCUUCCCCACCUCUCUCUCUCUCUUUCUGCAACUCUUUCUCUCAUCUGUGCUCUCUGACUCUUAGUGGGCUUAGCCUGGAGAAGAUUACAAGAAUAAUAAUAAGAAGAAGAUGGUGAAGAACGAUCUCUACAUAACUGUACCCAGUUUCUUCAAAUGUCCAAUCUCCCUGGACGUCAUGAAAUCUCCCGUUAGCCUCUGCACAGGCGUCACCUACGACCGCUCCAGCAUCCAGCAAUGGCUAGACAGUGGUAAUAACACCUGCCCAGCUACCAUGCAGCCUUUACCUAGCAAAGAUUUUGUUCCCAACCACAACCUCCACCGUCUCAUCCAGAUCUGGUCCGAUUCCCUUACCCCUUCUUCCUCUUCCGUUGUCUCCCCUGAACAGGCCCGAAACUUGAUCAACAACAUCCACCACCAAGUCGAUCACGGUCACGAUCACGAUCACGACCACUCAACCACCGGGGAUUGCUUCGGUUCUUUGUCCAAGAUCAUCGAUUUUGCAAGAGAAUCCGAUGAUAACCGCAAGUUCCUCGCCGAGACAGAUGGUAUCGUUGCAACAAUCGUUGGUGUUCUGGCUAAUGACGCCGAUACGAUGAUCUUCGAACAGGCCAUUCGGGUUUUGGACCUGAUUCUCGCGGAUUACAGAGAUAAAGAGCAGCUCAUGAGAUUUAUCCUGAAGAGCGACCGUGAUUUCAUGUCUUCCAUUCUUCUGGUGCUUCAGAAGGGAAGCUUGGAUUCCAAAAUCGCAUCAGCUCGGGUUUUGGAAGCCAUAGCCGUGGACCCAGAAUCUAAACUUCUGAUCGCCGAGAAGGAAGGCGUCUUACUUGAACUGAUGCGUUUGUUGAGCCCCGUGACGGAUGAUUUGACGGCCACGGCAGUUGAAGCUGGAUUAUCUUGCUUGAUUGCGGUAUCUAUGCAGCGGCGGAUCAGAUUACAGAUCGUGAGACUUGGGGUAGUCCAAGUGUUGGGGAAAUUGCUCCAACGACCAGAUUCUGGAGCUUCCGUGGUUGAGAAGGUUUUGAAAUUAUUAGAGAUGGUGUCAACCUGCACAGAAGGUCGCACAGCCAUAUGUGAAGACCCGAACUGCGUCUCUGCCAUCGUCAGAAAAAUGCUGAAGGUGUCUAAGGAGGCGACGGAACACGCGGUGGUGAUACUGUGGAGCGUUUGCCAUCUGUUCAGAGACCAGACUGCCCAGGAGGCCGUCACCAAGGCCAACGGCUUGACAAAGAUUUUGCUUCUGAUGCAGAGUAAUUGUUCGCCGUCGGUCCGGCAGAUGUCCGGCGACCUCCUUAAGAUCUUCCGUGUCAAUUCAAAAUCUUGUCUUUCUGGCUAUGAUACUAAAACCACCCACAUCAUGCCUUUCUGACUAUUCUUCUUCUUAUCCUUAAGAACACUAAUCACUGGGGAAAGGAAAAAAAAUUCCCAAAAACAAAAAGGAAAAGACUGUAAAUGAAGAGAAAAUUUUGUUAACGGAAAGGAAAUUAUACAGAGAAAACCCAAUUCAAUUUUGUUCA